UCCAGGCUCCCAGGCACUCAAACGCAACUGGACUUGUGGGGUCCCGCUGGGCGAGAAACCUAGAUCGAGGGCCCCACCCUCCCGGCCGAGCGGGGCCCCGCGCGCUGCACCGAGGCCCGGCUGGCCCCGCAGCCAUGCCGACCUACGGGGCUGCCUUUGCGCCCCCCGACCGCUUCGCCGUGUCUGCGGAGGCUGAGGCUAAGGUGCGGGAGCAACAGCCCCAAGUGCAGCGCAUCUUCCGCGUGAGCAUGAGCGUCCUCCCCAAGGACUGCCCGGAGAACCCUCACAUCUGGCUGCAGCUGGAGGGUUCCAAGGAGAACGUCGGCAGGGCCAAGGAGUUCCUCAAGGGCCUCUGCAGCCCAGAGCUGCAGAAUGAACUCUACUACCCACCUGAACUGCACUGCAUCUUCCUGGGAGCUCAGGGCUUCUUCCUUGAGUGCCUGGCCUGGAGCACAGCUGCCCACCUGGUGCCUGGCGCACCUGGCUCACUGAGGGUCAGCGGCCUGACUGAGGCCUUUGUCAUGGUUCAGAGCCGAGUGGAGGGGCUGGUGGAGCGGCUGAGCUGGGACCUUUGGCCUGGGCCAUCCCCUGACACCCCUCAGUAUGCUGCAGUGCUGAGGGACUUCUCUGCACUAAUUCAGCCACGGGCAGAUGCCCACAGAGAGGCCUUGCUUCAGCUGCCCCUGGCUGUCCAGGAGGAACUGCUGAGCCUGGCGCAGGAGGCAUCCAAGGGGCAGGGACCCCGUGCUUCUCCCUUCUUGGAACUGGGAAGCCCAGGAGUGCUUGGUGCUCACUCCCCAGGAGUCAGAGCUCCCCUGAAAGCAAGUGGGGAUUCUCUGGACAUUGGGCUUCCAGGGCAGCGAGAAGGAUGGGCAGUGGAGAAGGAGCAAGGGAACCAGGAGAUCAUCAAGGGAAUCAUGGGCUGGAAAGAGCAGUGUGGGGAAGAGGCCCAGGGGAGGGAUGGGGGGUUCAGGUCCCAUUCAGCGUUAUCCCUGAAAGGGAAGGCCAUGGGGAAGGAAGGUGUGCCCGUGGAGGGGGGUGCGGUCUGUGUCCAGGCUGAGCCCCCUGGUGCCCCUGGGCCCUGUCUGAGGGCAGCUCAGCCCCGGGGACCUUCUGUCCGCCAGCGGCUGCACACUGAAAAAACUGCAUCUCCCAGAGUAACCAGCCCUUCACCAGCCCUCGAACCUCUGUGGCAUACUGCAGACCAAGGGGGCCAAGGGGACUGGGGAGAUAGGCAGCAGAGUGGGCUUCCAGUUAAGGGAUCUCCCUCGAAAGGCACCAGAGGGAGCAACUUGGUGACUGGCACUCAGCGCUUCCAGGAGGCCUUGCAGAGCCCCUUCACCCUUUGCCUUGCUAAUGUGCCCGGCCAGCCGAACCUCCGCCAUAUUGUCAUCGAUGGCAGCAAUGUGGCCAUGGUCCAUGGUCUUCAGCACUACUUCUCCAGCCGGGGCAUUGCCAUUGCUGUGCAGUACUUCUGGGACCGGGGUCAUCGGGACAUAACUGUGUUUGUGCCUCAGUGGCGCUUCAGUAAGGAUUCGAAAGUCAGAGAGGGGCAUUUCCUGCAAAAGCUGUACUCUCUCAGCCUGCUCUCUCUCACUCCCUCCCGAGUCGUGGAAGGCAAGAGGAUUUCCUCCUAUGAUGACAGAUUCAUGGUGAAGCUGGCUGAAGAGACCAAUGGCAUCAUUGUCUCCAAUGACCAGUUCCGGGACCUGGCAGAGGAGUCUGACAAGUGGAUGGCGAUCAUCAGAGAGCGCCUGCUGCCCUUCACUUUCGUGGGCAAUCUCUUCAUGGUCCCUGAUGACCCCUUAGGGCGAAAUGGCCCCACCCUGGAGGAUUUCCUGAAGAAGCCAGUCAGGAAGCAGAAGUCUGCUAAGGCUCAGAAUCCUUCCAGGAGCAAAACAGAACAUGGUCCUCAGUGGCAGGAGAAAGAAGAGGUAAAAGGCAAUGGUGGCAUCCGGAAGAACCGGGAGACUGAGCGGCUCAGGAGGCUGCUGUUGGAGGUGUUUUUGGGCCAGGAUCACAAGGUGGACUUCGUCCUGCAGCGGGAGCCCUAUUGUCGGGACAUCAACCAGCUCUCUGAGGCACUGCUCAGUCUUAAUUUCUGAACACCCCCUGUACUGGUCCUGCCCUGUGCCACUGGACCAUACCCACAAUGGCUCUGACUGAUGGUUUGCCUGAGGAGCACCCUGGCCUGGCUGAGAAAUGCUUUGCCUGGUCCUGACUCUGAGACAAUGGUUCUGAAGCCCUCACCCUGUCUGUUCACUUUCCCCACACUAUGCUGCACAGGAGAAUGCAUAGAUGUGGGACACUCAGGCUCAGUCCUGGGAUCAGGGCUCCUUAAAGGGACCUCAUGUCCUCUUCAGGCAGGGCCUCUCCUAGCUCACAGGAGGCGCUACUGAGCUUAUCUCCCCACCUUGCCUCUGCAUGGGCUUUUCUAUGGGGAUGGUUCAUUGGGGCUGUCAGAAAGACCAGACCCUGGAGAUUAAGACUGGGUGCUCUUUCAUGCUAAGUGGGAUGGAGGCAAGGUGGGCAGUGGGUACUGAACCUUUCUUCCUGCUGGCUGUGGCUUGACUGCAUCAAGGCCUUAGCCAGAGUUCUUGGAAUAGGCUGGGCAGGCUUACGCCCUGAAUGGUUGGCAUCCCGGGACCUGAGGUGGCUGAUGGUGGUAAAGGUGGAAGGAGACUUGGCUUCUGGUCUUCACUC
Suncus etruscus (white-toothed pygmy shrew) is the source of this 2703-nucleotide messenger RNA. RefSeq names its product KH and NYN domain containing (gene KHNYN). The coding region runs from base 135 to 2105 and encodes 656 amino acids. Lineage: Eukaryota; Metazoa; Chordata; Mammalia; Eulipotyphla; Soricidae. Gene Ontology annotation, molecular function: mRNA binding; RNA endonuclease activity. The transcript has 8 exons. The record is from RefSeq and is a predicted model, not a curated record. Gene Ontology annotation, cellular component: cytoplasmic ribonucleoprotein granule; nucleus.